This is a messenger RNA of Anolis sagrei ordinatus, 6484 nucleotides long. RefSeq names its product aminoadipate-semialdehyde synthase (gene AASS). Gene Ontology annotation, molecular function: saccharopine dehydrogenase activity. Gene Ontology annotation, cellular component: cytoplasm. The record is from RefSeq and is a predicted model, not a curated record. NCBI's taxonomy places the organism in Eukaryota, Metazoa, Chordata, Lepidosauria, Squamata, Anolidae.
AGAGGGGAGGGGGCGCGCGGGGGAGGGGGAAAGGGAAGCAGCCGGGUGCUUGCUGUUGCGUAAAAGAGGCGCCAGAAGCCGGGCUCUGCCUGCCUGCCUGCCUUGGAGGUUUUCUGUCAUGCUCCGCGCAGUCAAACACACAGGCUGUAGGUUUGGGAGCCAUUUUUCAAGAUGGCGGCCCUACCAUAAAUCUGUCUUGGCCAUCAGAAGGGAGGAUGUGAAUGCCUGGGAAAGGAGGGCUCCACUAGCCCCCCGGCAUGUCAAACUGCUCACCAACUUGGGAUACAAAGUCUUGGUGCAACCAUCCAACCGAAGGUCCAUCCAUGAAAAAGACUACAUCAAAGCUGGCGGAAUAAUUCAGGAAGAUAUUUCUCAGGCCUGCUUGAUUGUGGGUGUGAAGAGGCCUCCAGAUGGCAAACUGAUUCCCAAGAAAAACUAUGCUUUCUUCUCUCAUACUAUCAAAGCUCAAGAAGCAAACAUGCCCUUGUUAGAUGAAAUCCUGAGCAAGAAUAUUCGAUUGAUAGAUUAUGAAAAAAUGGUAGAUCACAGAGGGGUGCGAGUGGUAGCUUUUGGAAAGUGGGCUGGUGUUGCAGGUAUGAUAAAUAUUUUACAUGGAAUGGGGCUGCGAUUUCUUGCCCUGGGUCAUCACACUCCUUUCAUGCACCUUGGUAUGGCCCAUAAUUACAGAAACAGCAGCCAGGCUGUGCAGGCAGUUCGGGAUGCAGGCUAUGAAAUUUCUCUAGGUUUGAUGCCCAAAUCUCUUGGACCCAUAACAUUUGUGUUUACAGGGACUGGUAAUGUUUCUAAGGGUGCCCAGGAAAUGUUUAAUGCACUGCCUUGCGAGUUUGUGGAGCCCCAUGAGCUGAAGGAGGUCUCCAGAACUGGAGACCUCAGGAAAGUCUAUGGGACGGUGCUGAGUCGACACCACCAUCUUGUGAGAAAGAGCGAUGGUGUGUAUGACCCUGUAGAAUAUGACAAGCACCCAGAACUCUACACGUCGCGAUUUAACACUGAUAUUGCACCCUAUGCAACUUGCAUAAUCAAUGGGAUCUACUGGGAGCAGGAUACACCCCGAUUGCUCAGCCGACAAGAUGCCCAGAGACUUCUGACUCCGCUCCGACCUUCUGCCACUGCGACAGAAGGUUGCCCUGAAUUGCCACACAAACUUGUUGCAAUAUGUGACAUUUCUGCAGACACUGAAGGAUCUAUAGAAUUUAUGACAGAAUGUACAACGAUUGACAACCCCUUCUGCAUGUAUGAUGCUGACCAGCACAUCAUCCAUGACAGUGUGGAAGGAUCUGGGAUUUUGAUGUGUUCCAUUGACAAUCUGCCUGCUCAGCUUCCAAUAGAAGCAACAGAAUGUUUUGGAGACAUGCUUUUCCCUUACAUUGAAGAAAUGUUGCUUUCGGAUGCUUCAGAGCCUCUUGAAAGCCAGAACUACUCGCCUGUAGUUAGAGAUGCAGUGAUUGCAUCCAAUGGUUUACUGACGGAUAAAUUUAAAUACAUCCAGAAACUGAGGGAAAGCAGGGAAUACACUCAGUCACUGACCAUGGAUAAGAAAAAGAAGAUUUUGAUCCUAGGAUCAGGAUACGUCUCUGGGCCUGUGAUAGAAUACCUCACAAGAGAUCCUAACAUUGAAAUAACAGCAGUAUCGGUCAUGAAGAAACAACUUGAACAGCUGACCAAGAAGUACACCAAUGUUGCUCCUGUUGUUGCAGAUGUCACUGAAGAUGAAACAAAAUUAUCAUCCAUGGUGAAAAAACACAAUCUUGUUAUUAGCUUGCUCCCUUAUGCAUACCAUCCUUUGGUUGCUAAGAAGUGUAUUGAGAAUAAAGUGAAUUUGGUGACUGCCAGUUAUCUGACACCUGCUAUGAAAGAGCUACAGGAAAGUGUUGAGGCAGCUGGCAUUACAGUUGUCAGUGAAAUGGGUUUGGAUCCCGGUCUCGACCAUAUGUUGGCAAUGGAGUGCAUUGAUAAAGCAAAAGAAGUGGGGGCUACGGUGGUAUCCUACACUUCUUUCUGUGGUGGAUUGCCGGCUCCAGAAUAUUCUGACAAUCCCUUGAGAUAUAAAUUCAGCUGGAGUCCACAGGGAGUCCUGCUGAACACAAUUCAACCAGCCACAUAUUUAAAAAAUGGAGAGAUUAUUAAUAUUCCAGCCGGAGGAGCUUUGCUUGAUUCUGUUACUGUCAUGGAUUUUUUCCCAGGAUUAAAUUUGGAAGGUUUUCCAAACAGGGACAGCACAAAAUAUGCUGAACCAUAUGGUAUUCAAUCAGCUCACACUCUUUUAAGAGGAACUUUACGAUACAGGGGUUAUUCUAAAGCCAUAUCAGGCUUUGUGAAACUAGGACUAAUCAAUCCAGAGCCAUGUCCUAUGCUGAGUGCAACAGCACCAUCUAUAAACUGGAAAGACUUAAUGUGCAAAUUACUUGGACUUCAUCAGUCUGCCAAACCUGAAGAUCUCCGUGAUGCUGUCUAUCACAAAUUGAACAAGGAUGAAAAGCAACUGGAGGCAGUGGAAUGGUUGGGAUUACUCAGAGAUGAACCUGUUCCAAUAGCAGAGACAAUCGUGGGUGCACUGGCCAAGCACAUGGAGGCGAAAUUGUCCUAUGGUGCUGGAGAGCGGGACAUGAUAGUUAUGAGGAAUGAAAUAGGGCUGAAGCAUCCAUCUGGUCAUUUGGAAGACAAAUAUGUCAAUCUUGUAGUAUAUGGUGAUAAAGGAUAUUCUGCAAUGGCAAAAACUGUAGGGUAUCCAACGGCUAUUGCAGCAAAAAUGGUUCUCGAUGGUGAAAUUGACGCCAAAGGCAUGGUUAUCCCAUUGACAAAGAAUAUAUAUGGACCAAUACUCAAACGGGUUCAAGCUGAAGGCAUUUCUUACAGUACCCAAAGCGUUAUCAAGCAAUAAAAGAGGCUUCAUCAUCCCUCCUUCUUUUUUGCAAGAUCUAGUUUUCUAUUAACAAUUGGCAGCUUGAAAAUAAUUGCAUUUGGACACCUAUUUUCUGGAAAAUCUUUAGGACCAUUGACAUUUAAUAGGAGCUAUGCUAUGACUGCUCUACUCUUGUGAAGUUCCAGUUUUUUUUCCCAGUGAGAUUUGCACAAUAUCGUCCUAUUUCCUGCUGGAUUAUGCACUCUGUCUUUUAAGGUUCCAACUCUGGCCAUAAUUACCUGAAAAGAAGUCCCAGCGAGUCAUCAUCUGUUGGACUUUGAUUUCUAAGCAGUUUGCAAUGUAAAAGUACUUAGAAAGCAAACGUGUGGAAUGAAUGGCUCUCUAUAUAUUUUGGACUCCGACACAUUGGCUCCAGCCAGGAGUUUGCUCAAAUAUAGCUGGAGGGACAAUUCUAGGUUCCCAGCCUCCGUUAUAAAUCGUCCAUGUUGACAACAAAAGUUGCAUCUUAAUAUAAUAGCAUUUGCCUUCAAAUUUCUCCCAAGUGCUGAGAAUAUGCUGAGUUUGAUGAGUUCCCUGUAUUUUCUUUUGAAAUACAGGGAAGAUGAAUGUUGUAAUAUUUAUGAAAGAAAUGUGGAUAGUUUCCCCACUCCAUCUAUUCUAUAUGACCAAUCUUCGCUUCUAAAAUAAUAUUGGAUUAAGGUUCCCAGAAUCCGUCACAUUUGGCCAUGCUGGCUUUAGCUUCUUUGAGUUGGAUUCCCAUGUUCUGUGGAUGCCAACAUGGGUCCUGGGUUCUGUGCAGUUGGUUUGAGAUCUGUGUUCAAACUGCUUCCUAUUAAGAGCCCUCACUAAAUUGGUAAACUCCACAUUUUAAAAAUGUAUAUGGACUAGCUGCCCAUUCCCACUCCCAAUGAAUCAACACCUUUGUAGUCAUUUUUUGAUUCAUCACAUAUACUUGUGGACUUCAGUACCAUCAUUACCAUGUUACCAGCUAUUGUUUGCCUACUAACAGUGAAACCAAAUGUGAAUUGGACUUAAACAAAGAGCUUAAAUAGUACUUAAUAGAGGGCUUAUCGUGACCUUUUCAGCCUAGGCAAGUAUCUCGUUAAAGAGUUUUUGGUAACAGGAUGGGAAUGACUUCUGCACUAGAUUCUGAAAACCUACCAGUGUGAGAAAGACAAAAUAUGUACCAUUCAAUCUUGUCUGAAAAUCUUUUUAUGUUCAUGGAUACUGAGCCCUUUAUAAGCAAAAGGGAACCUUAAUGUGAUUUGCAAUACCUAGAAAAUUAUGCCAAAAAUAUUUUUAUAUGUAAUGAAAAUCUGAAUGUAUUAUUAUCAUUAUUGUAGACAAUUUAAUAGUAUAUGAAAUUUUGAAAAUAAUUUUAUGUGAUAACACUAGUUCCAUGUUUGCCAAAUUUUGUGGUGUUUGGAACUAUGUUUCAAUCUACUGGAUGGCUACGUAAUAUCUGAGUAAUAUACUUAGCUAUAGAAGGGUAGCUGAUUUGUAGUCUGUAAGAUUCAUUCUCAAGCAGAAUAACGGUUUCCUGUCUUGUUGAGAUAUCAGUGCAGUAUAUAUAUUUGAUCAGCCUCAACCAAGCUCCAGAUACGUUGGAGCUUGGUUGGUCUUUAGCUCUUUUCUUGUUCCAUAUUUGGAUGAAAUAAUAAUAUGCACUGCAUAUUCUGUCUUUGUUCUGUAGUUGUCCUUUCAUUUAAUUAUACCAAAACAAAAGUGAUAUCAUUUGACCAUGUAAGGUUUCUCAAUUAUGUAAAAUGUUUAUCUUUUCCGGAUCUUUGUCACAUGUUUGAUUUAUUUAUUUUAAUGAAAAUAUUCUGUUAGAAGCCAGAUAUCUAAUGUUCAAGAUUUUCCUAUUCAAGAUCACUGUAAAUGUGAAGGAAAAAUCUCUUUGGUCUAGCCACAGGAACAGGAAUGAGGUGAGGAAAGAGCAAAUGCUUCAGUGGACGUUGAUUUGAAGGUGUAUGGAUUAUAAGAAAAAAAGAGUAUGCAAACUGUUCUGCCAUAUAUUCAGAGGAAUACUGCAAAGAGGAGAUGAACAUGAACUAAAGCGUUUUCUGUACUGUGCCGAAAUAAGCUGCCUUGCUAUUUUGUCCCAGUUAUGCUGAUUUUCUUUUGCAUCGCUUUUGGUCUUUUCAUAUACAGUAGAGUCUUGCUUAUCCAACAUAAAUGGGCCGGCAGAGCGUUGUAUAAGUGAAAAUGUUGUAUAAUAAGGAGGGAUUAAGGAAAGGCCUAUUAAACAUCAAAUUACAUUAUGAUUUUACAAAUUAAGCACCAAAACAUCAUGUUUUACAAAUAUAAACAGCAGUUCAGUACAUGGUAACGUUAUGUAGUAAUUACUGUAUUUAUGAAUAUAGCACCAAAACAUCGCAAUGUAUUGAAACAGCUGUGGAAGCAGACUGUGUUGGAUAAUACAGAACGUUGCAUGAGCAAAAGUUGGAUACAUGACUCUACUAUACUUGAAAAAGUUUAAUGCUCAGACUUCAUUUUCUCCAAGAAUCCCAUCUACUUUGGUGAUCAUUUGGGAUCUUGCCAUAAUAGCUCAGUCCUAUCCAUGUUUACACAGAAGGAAGUCCUAUGGUGUGCAUUGCAUCCUUAAGCCAAAAUCCCAUUGUAGCUUUACAUUACCAUAAAAAACUUGCACUAGUUGUACUUUUAACUCACUUUGACAUAUCCAGUACCUCCUUUACACAAGGAUGUGCUGUAGAAAAUUGUGUAUGUGGUCACAGUUCCACUUCUGAGUAACAAGAUGACUCACAUAUCUUGGCUCUCAUUGAUAUCAGCAGUAUUUGGCCUUAAUUUAAGUCUACUCUUACUAUCUGGAAUAGUUUGAAUACGCACAGAUAGGGAGAGAAAAUCCAGCAUAGUUUUAUGACAAAAUUUCAGUCUGUGCAUGAAUUUUUCAAUUCUGGUUGUUGGGGAAUAUUCUGAGCAUCACUUGCUGGUUAGUUGAUUCAGAUUUAAGUCUAAAUGCAGGGCAGCAACUGAACGAUGUUGACUGCUAGGCAGAAGACUUCUAUCCAGUCUGUUUGCCCAAACAGUUCAAGUGGCAACAAUGCUGGGUGUGCUUGUUGAAAAGAGUGUAUAAAAACUUGGUACCCAUUGCACUAGACUUAUUUUGCUCAGGUAUACAACCUUCCACUUCUUUUUCUCAAUUUGGGACAUAAAAUGGCCCCUGCCGAACUGGCAGUGACCCUUUUGAUAGGUCACCAAGCAGCUCUGGGAUACUAAUCAGCUUUAGUAGUUUUUGUUUAUGAGCAAAAUAAAAACAAUCCACCAUUCUUGCCCAUCUGCCUUCCUACCCUCAAGCGCCUACUCCCCAAACAAAAAGAUGCCCUUUCUGGAAGCUUUUCUUUUAUAUGGCUUUAAAUACUUCAAAUAACCAAAAGGAAGAGCUGCAAUUGUUUUAUAAGAUUCAGGGCAGCUGGAAAGGUUAGUUUGUACAUUUGUAGCGGCUCCUUGUUUCAGCAUACUGUAUUUCUUUUGGAAUCCUCUCCUUGGGGCAAAAGAGUCUUUUAUAUAUUGUGUCGGGUUUAAAGAAAUCCAUUGCUUCUGCUAUGGUGGCAUAUCAAAUAAAAGCGUUUGACUUUU